AUGGACUCUUACCGAGUGUUGCGCCAGUUACAGCUGGGUCUGUUUGGCCUGGUGCUGUUGGCCGCUAAAAACGGGCUGGCAGACAAGGUGUGCAUCAAGCGGGUGGCCAAGCGGCUGGUGGCCACCCGUGAGAUCGAGAUGUUGACGGCAGUGGGGCGCCACCCGGGGGUGUGCCAGUUGCUCGAGUGGUUUGAGGAUGACGGCGACAUGGUGUUGGUGCUUGAGUACUGCGCCGGCGACGUCUACGACUUGAUCCACGAGCGUGAUUUGACCAUCGACGAGUGUGUCCGCCUCGCCACUCAGUUGGGAGCGGCGGUGGCCCACGCCCACGCUCAAGGUGUAUACCACCGCGACAUCAAGCCGGAAAACAUCUUGUACGACUUUGACGGCAACUUCAAGUUGUGUGACUGGGGGCUUGCCACCUCCCACCGCAUUUGCGACGAGAUGAACGUCGGCACCGAGAAGUACAUGGCCCCCGAGAUGUUUGACGAGGCCGCCGGCGGCGCUGCGGGGAACACCCGCUACGACGCCGCUUUGGCCGACUACUGGGGCGUCGGUAUCACGUUGUUGGCCCUGAUCUUUGGCCUGGCGCCAUUCAAGCCGACGACGGUCGACGACGCCAACUUCCGCACCUUCUGCCAGUCGCCGCAGAUCUUGUACGACAUCUACCCUAACAUGAACCUGACGUGCUACGAAACCUUCACCCUGACCAUCGUCCGCGUCGUCCCCGAGCUGCGGGACUUGACGGCGUUUGUGUCGCAAUUCGAGCUCAAGCUGGCCUACGGGUUCACCGUCGACGAGUACCACGACAACUACGCCGCCGACGCCCACGACGACGACGUGUUUGCCGCCGACAUGCUGCGGGCGUCGACGAUGUUCGACCGCGGCGGCCGCCAACACUCGUCGUUUGACAAUACUCUCCCCACGCUCAUCCUGCUGGUGAAGCUGACGAAGCUGUGGUGCGACAUGGACGACACCGACGACGCCGAGUUCCACCAGCAGAUCGACGCCAUCUUCAAGAAGCUCGGCGGGCUCCACGUGAGGGAAUAA
This is a messenger RNA of Diutina rugosa, 1050 nucleotides long. RefSeq lists its product as uncharacterized. The record is from RefSeq and is a predicted model, not a curated record. The transcript has a single exon. Gene Ontology annotation, biological process: intracellular signal transduction; protein phosphorylation. Lineage: Eukaryota; Fungi; Ascomycota; Pichiomycetes; Serinales; Debaryomycetaceae. Gene Ontology annotation, molecular function: protein serine/threonine kinase activity; ATP binding. Bases 1 to 1050 code for a protein of 349 amino acids.